Messenger RNA from Closterium sp. Naga37s-1, 882 nucleotides. NCBI's taxonomy places the organism in Eukaryota, Viridiplantae, Streptophyta, Zygnematophyceae, Desmidiales, Closteriaceae. The record is from the annotation of a GenBank genome assembly.
AUGCACGGCAAAGCAACAACACCCUUUGGUCUCCUUCCUCACAUUCCUCUCCUUCUCCCCGCUCCCCCUCCCACUUCCCCCAUCUUCCUCUCCUCCCCCCUUCCCCCGCACGGAGCAUGGCAGGGCACGGCACAAGAGGAGGCGGCCGAGGAAAAGGCUUCCCCCGCGGCUGCCAAGCUGGGUGGCGCUCCCACGCCUCCAUUAGGGGGUGCACUCUCCUUAGAGGCUGCGCUGGGCAUGGGGUGCGCUGGGCAUGGGGUGCGCUGGGCAUGGGGUGCGCUGGGCAUGGGUUGCGCUGGGCAUGGGGUGUGCUGGGCAUGGGGUGUGCUGGGCAUGGGGUGUGCUGGGCAUGGGGUGUGCUGGGCAUGGGGUGUGCUGGGCAUGGGGUGUGCUGGGCAUGGGGUGUGCUGGGCACGGGGUGUGCUGGUCAUGGGGUGUGCUGGGCAUGGGGUGUGCUGGGCAUGGGGUGUGCUGGGCAUGAGAGGGCGCAUGAGAGGGCGCAUGGGAGGGCAAGUGCGCUGCCCUGCACAUGCUCCCACUUUCUCCGUCCCAUUCCAUCUCCACAGCCACCCACCACGCCUCGCAUCCUUCCAACUUCUGCCCGCCCCUCUCUCACCCCCAUGCUCUGCACUACCUCGGCUCUUCCUCGUCUCUUCCCGAGCCCCUUGUGCUACAUUCCUCCUAGUACACGGCACUCCGUCAGCAUGUGGGUGGGCCUACCACAUGCACGCAACAGGGACAAGUCUGAUGGUUUGCGUGCCAGGCGCGGGCAGCAGGGGGAAGAGCAGGGCGAUUCUCUCUGCUGGGUCUGCUGGGGAGAGUCUCAAGGGCGAGGGGCUGGAGGACGGCGCUGCCUUCACCCCGGGCCACGGAGGGACAUAG